GAAAAGGAGGCGGAUGAUAAGGCCAAGGAGGCGGACGAGAGGCCGCACGAUGAGACGAAGGAAAAGAAGGCAUGGGACGGGCCCAAGGGCACUCCCAGUGGCCCGUCCAAGAAGUGCGGGGUUUGCUGGAGGUGGAUCCAAGAACAUGCGGCCGCCCGUCGGCAGCACAAGCUCUCCGUGUACCACCGGACUUGGAAAUACAUAGGCCAAGGCCUUGACAAGGAGGCUGCUGCAGCCCGUGCAAAGCGGCGGUUCCGGGAGCACUGGCAGCCCGGGAGGCAAGAGGAGAGCGAAGAGGAGUCCGAAGUCCCAAAGUGGGAGCUGCGGCGGGAUUCCAGCAAGAAGGGCCAUGAGGGCUAUGGCUAUGGUGAUGUCAGAGGAGGCGGCUCCGGCCCCUCGGGGGCCAAGGCUGGCAAGACCGGCAAGGACAGAAAGAGCAAGGGCAGCAAGGCUAAGGCCAAACGAAAGCGGCAGGAGUCGCCGCCGCCGGAACCGGACCACGUCCCAAUGCCGGACAAGAAGGAUCCCGAGGAUCCCGAAGGCCCCGACAGCUACGGCAAGGCC
Molecule: messenger RNA, 564 nt
Organism: Symbiodinium sp. CCMP2456
Lineage: Eukaryota; Dinophyceae; Suessiales; Symbiodiniaceae
Source: the annotation of a GenBank genome assembly